CUAUUCUCGAAAUGAGCGACGACAUACCCCGCAGCAAGCUGGAUUCUCGCAACGAAACACCACCACAGCAUGCAAUCGGGGAACCUGACAUGCCACGCUAUCUGACAAGAGCUGAUGCAUUCAACAACACCUUUCAAGGCGUUGGGACAGCUACGGCACCGCCCCCGCGCGAGCAACUUGUUAAGAAGGUGACAGGAACGAUGGUUGUGCUCGUGCAUCCCAGCCAAAGCGGCAAUCCCAUGCUGAACCACAUGCAAAACGUGUUGCCCGAAGUCAAUGCUGAUGUCACAGCAGAUUAUAUGAUGGGCGACACUUGCGCAGCGUACUUCAUCUCAGUGCGAUAUCACAUGCUGCAUCCACACUACCUCAAAAACAAGUUGGCGCGAGCAACGCGAGUAAAAGUCCAGGUCGUGGUGUGCCACGUGGAUGUUGCAGAUUGUGAAUCGGCCCUCAAGGAGAUCAAUUGCGAGGCGUUGGGUGCAGGGUUCACGCUGCUCUUGGCAUGGAGUUGGAAAGGUUUGUUCGUUUGUCAGUACACUCACAUAAUCUCUCUCCAGAAGCUGCACGGUAUAUAGAAACGUUAAAGGCGUACGAAAACAAGUCGGCAGCGCUGAUCAAGGAGAAAAUCGAUGGCGAUUUCAACUCGCAGCUGGUUGAUGUGUUGACAACGGUUCGGUCAGUGAACAAGACCGAUGUGCUGACGUUGUCGGGUUCGUUUGGGUCCCUGAGCCGCAUCAUGAAUGCGACAGAAGAGGAACUCGCGCUGUGCCCAGGCAUUGGGGGCAAAAAGGUGCAGCAGUUGUUGGAAGCGUUCAAUCAGCCAUUUCAAAGCUAAUAUAGAACACAGGAAUACACAACACACGAUAGAGUGGAUUCAAACAUAAUCCGAUAUCUACCUACUUUCGCUUGCGCAAAUCAGCUGCCAGCUGCGCGGCCAUUUCGGCUUGCUUGGCGGCCUGUUGUUGGGCAUCCACUUCGGCUUGUCUCUUUUUUUGUUCUGCCAGUUCCUCUUGCUCCGACAUGUGGUUGAUAAAUUGAACAGCUUGGGCGAAUAUGCUCUCGCCCCAAUUGUCCUGAGGCUGAAGGGCUUGUGCUUCUUCGCGAACUUCUUUGAUUUCUUCGCCAAUCAUCUCUUCGGCCAAUUUGAAGCUCAUGUACGACCCGUCCUUAAUCAAGUCGUUCGUCUUUAGUCGAUGCAUCCCUUGCGCUUCUGUCUGUAUUCUUCGGAUAAGAGGGAUGUCAGCCACAGCUCGUCGAAACAACGCAGAGCACAACGUCUUCAUGUCUUCUUCGGCCAACACUGCCGGGGCCUUUUCUUUUAACGCACGGUAUUCCUCAAUUUGAGGCGGCAACGUGAAGUCAAAUCCGUUGAUCAUCUCCUCCAAGAUGUCAUCGCCUUCUGCUCCCUUCUUCGGUCGCAUUGCCUUCACAGCACAGUAGACCAAGAACACUGCGAACACAAACACGCCUAUCGCGACCCAUUCCACGGCGGACACCAUGACAACUGCUGACCUCACCGCACAAACCAAGACUGUUG
Aphanomyces invadans is the source of this 1537-nucleotide messenger RNA. RefSeq lists its product as hypothetical. Bases 12 to 575 code for a protein of 187 amino acids. Gene Ontology annotation, biological process: mitotic recombination; UV-damage excision repair; nucleotide-excision repair. The record is from RefSeq and is a predicted model, not a curated record. Gene Ontology annotation, molecular function: damaged DNA binding; single-stranded DNA binding. NCBI's taxonomy places the organism in Eukaryota, Oomycota, Saprolegniomycetes, Saprolegniales, Verrucalvaceae. Gene Ontology annotation, cellular component: ERCC4-ERCC1 complex; nucleotide-excision repair factor 1 complex; nucleus. The transcript is spliced from 2 exons.